Linepithema humile (Argentine ant) is the source of this 1320-nucleotide messenger RNA. It is a transcript of the gene P5cr-2, whose product is annotated as Pyrroline-5-carboxylate reductase-like 2. Gene Ontology annotation, biological process: L-proline biosynthetic process. NCBI's taxonomy places the organism in Eukaryota, Metazoa, Arthropoda, Insecta, Hymenoptera, Formicidae. Gene Ontology annotation, molecular function: pyrroline-5-carboxylate reductase activity. The record is from RefSeq and is a predicted model, not a curated record.
CGUAAAAAUUAUAAGCUUCAGUCGUCGUCUUAUCGCACUCGUAUCAGCAUCCUAAAGCUGCAUUGCAAUACACUGCUAUAGUGCUAAAGUGCUGUGCUUCAUCGAAACAAACGAAAGCAGAGUGACUCAGUGAGCGAUAAUCUUCUCGCGGACAGUGAGGUGAAAAAACCGAGGAUAUCGUUGAAUAUUGAUACCAACAUGUUGAAAAUCGGUUUUCUCGGUGGAGGAAAAAUGGCCCAAGCGCUCGCGAAAGGCUUCGUACGAACGGGUUUAAGCAAAGGCGAGAUGAUAUUAGCCAGUUGUCUUCCAAACGACAAUGGAAGCAUCGAGACAUUUAAGGAAAUGGGAUCAAAUACCGUUUUUACCAAUGUUCCUGUCAUCGAUCAUGGUGAUGUGUUGAUCCUAUCGGUAAAACCGCAAGUUGUACCGAAGAUUCUGCCAGAAUUGAGGUUACACAACAAGAAAAAAUUACUCAUCUCCAUCGCUAUGGGUAUCUCCUUGGCGUCAAUAGAAAGGGCACUGGAAGGAACGCCCAUAAUAAGGGUAAUGCCGAAUACACCGGCGUUAGUGGGUUGCGGUGCUACGGUGUUUGCACGUGGAAAGCACGCGAGUGACAAGGAUGCCGAGAUCACGGAGAAAUUAUUUUCCGCCGUAGGAAUUUGCGAAGAAGUCUCGGAAAAUCUCAUCGACCCCGUCACCGCCUUGGCCGCUUCUGGUCCUGCCUAUGUAUACAUGAUGAUCGAAGCAAUGGCUGAUGGUGGAGUAAAAAUGGGACUUACUAGGCCUAUCGCGUAUAAGCUCGCCGCACAAACUGUUUUAGGCGCCGGUACCAUGGUUCGUGAAACAAAUAUGCAUCCGGGACAACUUAAGGACGACGUGACUUCACCGGCAGGAUGCACCAUAACUGGAAUUCACCAAUUAGAAAAACGUGGUUUAAGAUCAGCCUUAAUUGAUGCAAUAGAAGCGGCAACGCUUCGAUGUAAAGAAGUUAGUUCACAGACAGAAAAAAAUUAAUUGCAACAAAGAUUUUUAUGACAUACUUGUACAUCAAUGCGCAUUUGGAAGAGUAAUAGUGGCUAUAGAAAGAAUGAAAUAAUGCAGGAUAAAGAAUUAUUUUAAAAAGUAAAUCUUUUUUAGGAUAGAUUUUGUAUUAUUAAGAGAAGGCAUUUUUACUAUAUUAACAGAUAUUGUAGAUAAUAAGUUUCCAUGAAUUACGACAAUCUUAUUAAUCAUGAUCAGGGCUGGGCAAACAUAUUUGAAAUACAAAAUACAAAAACUAACAAUUUUAGUAUUUAUUGCAAAAUAUCUUCAAUUUUUUUA